ACAACUUCCGCCCGCCGCGCGCCGGACACUUCCACGCGCUUUCCGAACCUUCGGAACCGGAAACUGGGCCAGAAAGCACACCCAGGAGAGAGUGGGCGAGGCCACACUCCCGGAAGUGCCUGCGGCCUUGGGCGGACGCACCGCGCCGCAGUCUCCACCGUUCCGCAUCCCGGAGGGCGUGGAGGGAGAGGGCCGGAGCCUGGCCGCGCUCUCGGUUCCCAGGGCCGCUCUAGGAGGGCCCCUGUUUGGGCAGCGACUCCUGUGGAUAGGGAGCGGGAGUAUCAGCGGGCCCUUGCUCCGCCUAACGAGGGAAGAGAAUUUGGGCAGCCUUCCGCAAAAGCGUCGUUCCCCAGCCCCAAAGUGGAGGGGCGGGAUGGACGAGCCUCUCACUCCGCGGGCGUCCGCACAAUUCAUCGCGGAAAACAGUCGGGAUGUGUUCAUUGACGGCGAAGGCGUUCGGAAGGUGGCGGACCUGCUGCUCGCCAGAGCCUCGGGGCCGGAGCUGCGCCUGGGGGGCUGGAAGGCCCUUCACGAGCUGAACCCCAGGGCGGCCGAUGAGGCCGCGGUCAACUGGGUGUUCCUGGUAGACACGCUCAACUUCUCCUUCUGGUCGGAGCGUGACGAGCAUAAAUGCCUAGUGGGGUACAGGGGGACGACUUACAGUGGAUACUGGUCCCUGUGCGCCGCGGUCAACAGGGCCCUUGACGAAGGAAUACCAAUAACUAGUGCUUCAUACUAUGCCACAGUAACCCUGGAUCAGGUUCGGCAUGUACUCCGUUCUGACACAGAUGUUCCAAUGCCUUUGAUUGAAGAGAGGUAUCGGAUUCUCAAUGAAACCGGGAAAAUUCUGCUUGACAAGUUUGAAGGCUCUUUUCUUAAUUGUGUUCGAAAAAGUGAAAGAAGUGCACAGAAGUUAAUGUACCUGGUAGUCGAGAGCUUUCCUUCUUACAGAGAUGUGACUCAGUUUGAGGUGAGUUGUUUCUGUUGAGGACUUUAGAAUUCUUAGUUAACCAUCCGUGGUUAACUCUUUUACUUACCAGAACUUUUUUUGAGAAUAAAAACAAAGUUUAAAGUGUUCCUUGUGAACAAGCACAGUAACAAAAUUGGUAAGUAGUAUUCCAAAGACGUUACUUCUCUUGUGUUUUCUAAUCAGUGUAUUUCCUCUGGUUUCUUUUCCCACUUACUUUUCUUUUUUAUUGAGGUACAUGUAAUAAAAUGCACAAAUCUUAGUGUGCAACUUGGUAAAUUUUGACAUGUGUAUCCACUUAUGUAACCAUCUGUCAGAUCAAGAAAUCAAACAUUCUCACUAAUUUCUUUACCCCUUAUUUCUCCCACCUCUCAACCCUUUCCCAUGUGGCAACCACCAGUUGUUCUCUGUGUUGAUGAGUUUAUUUCUGUUUUGCUUGUUUUAUUUUUAAGAUUUCACAUA
Manis javanica (Malayan pangolin) is the source of this 1429-nucleotide messenger RNA. Lineage: Eukaryota; Metazoa; Chordata; Mammalia; Pholidota; Manidae. The record is from RefSeq and is a predicted model, not a curated record.